AUGCCGCCGAGAACGUACGACCUGAGUGUUCCGCUGGCUCGGAAUCCGGUCAUUGCGGUCACCGUGUUUGGGGCCCUGGCCACUCUCACAACCUUUCUCAGAUUGUGGGCAUUGAGAAUGAGAAAAUUGAAGCCCGGGCUUCCGGAGUAUAUGAUUAUUGGCGCCUUGUUCAUCGUGUAUAUUGACAUUGCGAUUCAAUACAUCUUAUCUAUUCUGGGUGGUUGUGGCCGACAUGUUUCCGACGUGGAUCCUGCGUCCGUGGUUAUUACCCUAAAGACAAUCCUGCCGCUUGAGGCCCUGUAUGGAAUUGUCAUGUCACUCAUUAAAACCUCGAUCAUGCUUUUUUUUCCCGAAUCUUCGGGAGCAAGCGAUCGUUUCGAUAUCGUCUUGGAAACCUUGCUGCUCUGCCGUCCGCUAGCAUAUAACUGGGACACUUCGAUCAAGGGGACCCUGAAUCUGGUCACCGACUUGAUGGUCAUGGCGCUACCGAUUCCGCAUAUCUGGAAGCUGCAACUCAAUGUCGCGAAGAAAUUGGCCCUGUGCCUCGUUUUCUCCAUGGGUCUUCUAGUCUCAAUUAUCAGCAUCAUCCGUUUAAACUCCCUGAUGGCGAUCGAUUUCACGGACAUCACCUAUUCAGUCCAGAUGGGAGUGCUAUGGACUGUCCUGGAACCGGAACUUGCCAUCAUUUGUGCUAACAUGCCGCCAUUGAAACCAAUGUUGUCCCGCAUGUUUCCCAAAUUGUUCCCUAGUUCGAGUCGCAACAAAUCCUAUGGCGUCUCCGACCCGUACGCUUUCGAACGUCUCCCAGAGCAUGCCAUCUAUCCUCUCAACCGAAUGGGCAAUGAUCCCCUGAAAACGGAAGUCUCAGGCGGCCGCUCCCUGGGAAAGAAUGAAUCCGUGAGUAUUGACGAAGAAUCAAGGGAAUUGAACCCGCAGCUUCGGGAUCAUGCAUUGCCUCCGGACGGUAUUAACGUUACGCACGACUUCAAUGUACAAUAUCAUUAA
Molecule: messenger RNA, 1005 nt
Organism: Rasamsonia emersonii CBS 393.64
Lineage: Eukaryota; Fungi; Ascomycota; Eurotiomycetes; Eurotiales; Trichocomaceae
Exons: 7
Coding region: 1-1005 (334 amino acids)
Source: RefSeq, a predicted model, not a curated record